Molecule: messenger RNA, 777 nt
Organism: Chelmon rostratus (copperband butterflyfish)
Lineage: Eukaryota; Metazoa; Chordata; Actinopteri; Chaetodontiformes; Chaetodontidae
Gene: nkx2.2b
Product: NK2 homeobox 2b
Exons: 2
Coding region: 1-777 (258 amino acids)
Biological process (GO): cell differentiation; regulation of transcription by RNA polymerase II
Cellular component (GO): nucleus
Molecular function (GO): RNA polymerase II cis-regulatory region sequence-specific DNA binding; DNA-binding transcription factor activity, RNA polymerase II-specific
Source: RefSeq, a predicted model, not a curated record
AUGUCUUUUGGCACCAGCACAAAAAUCGGCUUCUCUGUGCGGGACAUCCUGGAUCUCCCAAACGCGACCGGAAGAUGCGGCUCCGGGACCGAGGAGACCGAGGAGGACGACGCCGAGGAGGCCCCCGCGGAGGCUUCAGGGUCGAAAAACGCGCAGAAAUUGGAUUUUAAGGAACGGAGUUUCUGCGAGCGCAGCGGCGGAAGCUACGGCAGGUGGAGCCGCGGAUCCGUACACGGCCUUUCUUUAGAGUCCCGUAGCGAGCCCAAAUCUCCCGAGCUCUCCACGGACGAGUCCCCGGACGCAGAGCGGGAUCCGGCGAGCGGCGCGGCGCCGAAGAGCCGCGGCAGGAAGCGGCGGGUUCUCUUCUCCAAGGCGCAGACCUUCGAGCUGGAGCGCCGCUUCCGGCAGCAGCGCUACCUGUCCGCUCCGGAGAGGGAGCACCUGGCCGGGCUGAUCCGCCUCACCCCGAACCAGGUGAAGAUCUGGUUCCAGAACCACCGCUACAAGAUGAAGCGGGCCCGGGUCGAGCACAGCUUGGAGGCGCUGCAGCUGCUACCGGCCCGCCGUGUCGCCAUCCCGGUCCUGGUGCGGGACGGGAAGCCAUGCGACCGACUUACAGCGCAGGACGUGGAGGUGACGCUCAGGUCCGGCCUGAGUCUGCCUCUGUGUGCCUACUCUCCGCUGCUGCACCCCGCCUACGGCCCGGACCACCCCGGGCUGCCGCAGCAGCACCUGGGAGUGCAGCAGCUGGCGCCCAUGUACCACUGGAGCUGGUGA